AUGUUUGGUUCAGUAGCGAGUAGAAGACAAGGGAGUAGUGGAGUAGCAGAAUCCAUUUUGAUUCCCAAACAAUUUAUUUGGCCUUAUGGAGGAAGAAGGGUGUUUCUAUGUGGUUCUUUCACGAGGUGGGCAGUAUCUAUACCCAUGUCUCCGAUGGAAGGAUGCCCGACUGUAUUUCAAGUUAUUUGCAGGCUAAUGCCAGGAUAUCAUCAGUACAAAUUUAAUGUGGAUGGUGAGUGGCGGCACGAUGAGCAGCAGCCAUUUGUAUUUGGGAACUAUGGGUUAGUAAAUACUAUUUAUUUAGUGAGAGAACCAUCUAUCUUACCUGCCAUAUUAAGGGUUGAAGCACCUGGUAGAUCCCACAUGGAGGUUGACAAUGAUGUUGUUAGGCAUGUGGUACCUACCUUGACUUUGGAACUUUUUCAGGAAGCUGAUCCAAGGAUGUCGGAGUCUGAUCUGCAGGUCUCUCGUUACGGCAUUUCUACAUUCUUGUCUACACAUACUGCUUAUGAGUUGCUUCCCCAGUCAAGCAAGGUUAUUGCCUUGGAUAUAAAUUUACCAGUUAAGGAAGCAUUCCAUGUUUUUUAUGAACAGGGAGUAUCUUUGGCUCCUCUAUGGGAUUCUUGCAAGUGCCAGUUUGUGGGAGUGCUUAGCGCAUCGGACUUCAUUUUAAUACUGAAAGAGCUGGGGAAUCAUGGAUCAAACUUGACAGAAGAACAACUUGCGACACAUACUAUCGCAGCAUGGAAAGAGGGAAAGUUACAGCAAUGUGCAACUGAUAGCAGUGGGAGUACAUAUCCUCAGCGUUUUGUUCAUGCCGGGCCCCAUGAGUGUCUAAAAGAUGUAGCUUUGAAAAUUUUGCAAAACAAGAUGGCAACAGUUCCUAUUAUCCAUUAUUCUUCAGAGGAUGGUUCAUUUCCUCAGCUGCUUCAUCUUGCUACCCUCUCAGGAAUACUGAAAUGUAUAUGCAGGCAUUUUGAGCACUCUUGUGGUUCCUUACCCAUUCUUCAACUGCCAAUAAUUUCAAUACCUUUGGGUACAUGGGCGCCAAAAGUGGGGCAAUCCAAUAAAAAGCCGCUUGCUAUGCUAAGGCCAAAUGCUUCUCUUGGUGCUGCUCUAUCUCUGUUGAUUCAAGCUGAAGUUAGCUCAAUACCUAUUGUGGAUGAUAAUGAUUCAUUGCUUGAUAUAUAUUCAAGAAGUGAUAUUAUUGCAUUGGUCAAAGAUAAAGCAUAUGCUGGGAUAAGUCUGGACAAAUUUAGUAUCCAUCAGGCAUUGCUUUUGGGACGAGGUGCAAAUUCUCCUUACGGGCUUCACAAUGGCCAGAGAUGUCAUAUGUGUUUGGCGUCUGAUUCAUUGCACAAAGUGAUGGAGCGGUUGGCUAAUCCUGGGGUUAGACGACUUGUGAUUGUGGAGGCUGGAAGCAGGCGCGUGCAAGGGAUCAUUUCCUUAGGUGAUGUAUUCAGAUUCUUGUUAGGCUAAUUGGGAUAUAUGGCCACCGUCUUAAAUGAAGAGAAUUGCAUUGGUAGCUUUGGAAAGGAC
Gastrolobium bilobum is the source of this 1539-nucleotide messenger RNA. Its product is annotated as sucrose nonfermenting 4-like protein. Lineage: Eukaryota; Viridiplantae; Streptophyta; Magnoliopsida; Fabales; Fabaceae. The coding region runs from base 1 to 1479 and encodes 492 amino acids. The record is from RefSeq and is a predicted model, not a curated record. The transcript is spliced from 13 exons.